Petromyzon marinus (sea lamprey) is the source of this 2671-nucleotide messenger RNA. RefSeq names its product cytochrome P450 4B1-like. NCBI's taxonomy places the organism in Eukaryota, Metazoa, Chordata, Hyperoartia, Petromyzontiformes, Petromyzontidae. Gene Ontology annotation, molecular function: iron ion binding; oxidoreductase activity, acting on paired donors, with incorporation or reduction of molecular oxygen; heme binding. The record is from RefSeq and is a predicted model, not a curated record.
CUGCCUCGGAGUGAGUCUGUGUGUGUUGGCUCUGAGUGAGUCUGUGUGUACUGCCUCUGAGUGAGUCUGUGUGUACUGCCUCGGAGUGAGUCUGUGCGUGCUGGCUCAGAGUGAGGAGGAUGUGGGAGCUGCUGGGCUCCCUGCUGCUGCUGCUGUGCGCCGCGUGCUGCUCCCUGUGGGUGCUGCGGCGGCGCACGCGCCCCGCACUCGACGCCUUCCCGGGACCGCCCGCGCACUGGCUCUACGGGCACACGCACCUGCUUCCAGAUGACGAGCAGUGGCUGCGGAAUCUUUUGAAGCUGUUCCGCGAGUAUCGCUACGUGUUUCCCAUGUGGCUUGGUCCGUUCAUAGCAACAUUGCAAAUCAGUCACCCGGACUAUGCCAAAGCCAUCAUCAGCACUGCAGAACCGAAAACAGACCUCGGAUAUGUAUUCAUCAUUCCAUGGAUCGGAUUGAGUCUCCUCACCUCAUCUGGUCCAAGGUGGUUCCGGAGUCGCCGCAUGCUCAGCCCCGGCUUCCACAUGGAGAUUUUGAAGCCCUACGUGUCUCUCAUGGUGGAGAGCACCCAAGUGCUCAUCGACAAAUGGGAGAAGAGGAUCAAGACGGAGAACUUGUUCGACGUGUUUGAGGACAUCAGCCUCAUGAUGCUGGACAGCAUCAUGAAGUGUGCCUUCAGCUACCGCAGCAGCUGCCAGACGGACAGUGACAACUCCUACGUGUCGGCGGUGUUUGAUCUCACGGAAAUUAUGCACCGUCGGACCCAGAUCUUCCCGUACCACUUUGAUGUCAUCUUCAACCUGAGUCCACUGGGAUUUCGCUUUCGCAAGGCGUGCAACGUCGCACACGAACACACGGCUAAAGUGAUCAAAGAACGCAAGGAGGUCUUGCUUGGGGAAGAGGAACUGGAGAAGAUCAAAGCAAAGCGGUACCUUGACUUCCUCGACAUCUUACUCAGCGUGCGGGAUGACAAGGGCAAUGGGCUGGCCGAGGAGGACAUACAGGCCGAGGUGGAUACCUUCAUGUUUGAAGGCCAUGACACUACAGCCAGUGGCCUGGCCUGGGCCCUAAAUGCCAUGGCUCACAACCCUCACCACCAGGAUGCUUGCCGUGCCGAGGUCACAAGCCUGCUUGCAGGCCGAACCUUCCUCACCUGGGACGACCUUUCCCAGCUGUCCUACACCACCAUGUGCAUCAAGGAAUCGCUGCGCCUGCAGGCCGCGGUGCCCGCGAUCUCCAGGAAGAUGAGCAAACCAAUUACCUUGUGCGAUGGGCGCGUCAUCCCCACAGGAACUCGAGUUUUCAUCAACAUCUACUGCUUGCACAGAAACCCAGAGUUCUGGAAGGACCCAGAGGUUUAUGACCCUCUGAGAUUUUCUCCUGAAAACGCAGCCAAUCGCCACCCCUACGCGUUCAUCCCCUUCUCAGCCGGGCCCCGCAACUGCAUUGGGCAGCACUUUGCCAUGAACGAGCUGCGCGUGACGCUCGCCCUGAUCCUCUCGCGGUUCCGCGUGCUGCCGGGCCCCGUGGAGGCGCUGCCCGUGCCGCGCAUCGUCACCCGCUCCACCACGGGCUUCCAGCUGCAGCUCGAGAGAAUCUCGCCACUCGCCGUGUAGCAGCGGCGCGCUCCGUCCCCAUCUCACAUCACACCUAGCGCAGAGCUCUCUCCCUGUUUCUCACUCCCACAUUCACUCUCUGCGGAACUCUCUUCCCAUCUGACACUCACUGUGGAACUCUCUCCCCUUCUUACACACUCAUUGUGGAACUCUCUCCCCAUUUCACACACUUACUGUGGAAGUCCCUGUCAUACACUCGGGUAAGAUUGAUGAUGUGACGUCUUUUUUUCGAUAGUUCACACACGUGCCAUACUCGUGCAACACUCUAGGUUCUAGUGACUGAUGGUAUUAGAUAACUCGUGUUGUGUGGUAUGAGAGAUGGCGACAGCUUGGGAAAGCCUUUAUCCAACAGUGGAUAGAUAUAUUGUGUAUGAUUAGCAAUGUGUUGUCUUUAUAGUCCUGCAUGAGUAAAAUCAUUAAAAAUAAACCAUGCUCUCAAACUAUAAUCGUACUUUAUUAUGCCAAAUAUCGACCUUCAUAACAAAAUACAUUUUAAAAACAAACAAAAUACAAUAAGCGUCACAUUUAAAAAUACCCUCGGACAAAGCACCUUGAAAGUGUGUGAUAACAGCAGGUGUCAAACACUGCAUGUGCAUGUUUAUCCUGUAUCCUGCCUGUCUGGACUACAGCAGCACAUCACCCUUGUGUACGAUAAGUCACUAUUGUGGCUAAAGUCAUGCUUUUGCAUCAUAUGCUACAGGAGUAUUGUGGGGUUUUUUUUUGUUACACCUGCUUGCGAGUCCAGACCUCUCUAGAGAAAGAGUUGCUCGCAAACCAGGAUAUCAAAACGCAACUGUGACCAAACGAGGCAAAACAUCUGAGAAGUGUUUGAGUGGCUCAGGCGGCUAAUGGGACUUUGCCGAGUGAUCCAGACUCGGCGUUGUCAACAAACUAAGUAUUGCCAUUGAUUUUGGGCUUAAAUUAUUCUUGUGCAGCUACUAGAGCUAGUUUCAUAUUAUAACCCAAACUAUCCUCACCAUCUCUCUUCCUCUGCAAAGUCAAACUCCUCCAGAAAUUCCGAUUGCAAGCCAAGGCAUGGGUACAAAUAAAUGGUCGAG